AUGGAGGACAACAACUCGGAAAAGGAGGGUGAGACUGCCCCACUGGAAGAGUGUCACCAACGUCGCCGAAUGGGACCCGCCCGCAGCUCGGAGCCGGCAGCCCCUGGCGCGAUUGUCUCGGCCGAGGCGCGGGCUGUCCGAGGGCGGCACGCCGGGGGACGACCCUGCACCCCCUGCUCCGCGCCCCGGUCGGGUCCCCCGCCGCCCGCCUGGCGCGCCCUCCCUCGGGGGCUUCAUGCCGACCCCUCUCCGCCGGGUCGGGUAUGGACCGGGGUGGGGGAGGGAGACGGCCCGGCCGGGUUUAGUGUCCGGGAUGAGCUCGUCAAGGAGGUGGAGGUGCCCCUGGCUGCCCUGGGUGUCCCCGCCCAUGGCACAACGGGUGGCUGCCAUACACCAGUGGCCGAGGAGGAGGUGGGCAUCCCCAUACCGGCGCCGGGGCUCCUGCAGGUCACGGAGCGGAGGCAGCCCCUGAGCAGCGUCUCCUCUCUGGAGGUGCACUUUGACCUCCUGGACCUCACAGAGUUGACCGACAUGUCAGACCAGGAGCUGGCUGAGGUCUUCGUUGACUCAGACGACGAGAACCUUGCCAACGACUCCCCAGCAGGACUGCACCCACUGCCCCGGGCCGGCUGCCUCCGCUCCCCGUCGUGGACCCGGGCAAGGGCUGAACAAAACCGCGAGAAGCCACCCCUCAACGAUCCGGAGCGACCGGCUGCCCCUGCUGUGGAAACGUUCCUCACUGUGGACAGGCCUAAGGAGGACUAG
Messenger RNA from Orycteropus afer afer, 765 nucleotides. It is a transcript of the gene DBNDD1, whose product is annotated as dysbindin domain containing 1. Gene Ontology annotation, cellular component: cytoplasm. The coding region runs from base 1 to 765 and encodes 254 amino acids. Gene Ontology annotation, biological process: negative regulation of protein kinase activity. The record is from RefSeq and is a predicted model, not a curated record. Lineage: Eukaryota; Metazoa; Chordata; Mammalia; Tubulidentata; Orycteropodidae. The transcript has 5 exons.